Polypterus senegalus (gray bichir) is the source of this 1294-nucleotide messenger RNA. Its product is annotated as oocyte zinc finger protein XlCOF19-like. The transcript is spliced from 2 exons. Gene Ontology annotation, biological process: regulation of transcription by RNA polymerase II. Gene Ontology annotation, molecular function: RNA polymerase II cis-regulatory region sequence-specific DNA binding; DNA-binding transcription factor activity, RNA polymerase II-specific. The record is from RefSeq and is a predicted model, not a curated record. Lineage: Eukaryota; Metazoa; Chordata; Cladistia; Polypteriformes; Polypteridae. Bases 224 to 1141 code for a protein of 305 amino acids.
UGUGUGUGUGAAGCUGGAGGAUCAUGAAGAAAGAAUUUCAGUUUUUAAAGAGGAGGAGGAGUGCAAGGGAUUGACUGCUGCCAUUAAAGCUGAGGAUUUCAAUGAUAUCUCUGGUGGUCUUGAACUUCAAAAUCAUAAAACUGAGGAUAUUUUCAAGCAAGAUGCCUGUGAAGAAUCUCCAUCCAGUUUACAGCCCUGGUCCACUAAUACGGGAAGACUGGCUAUGCAGGAGAAUUCUGCAGAGCUGAAAUCAGAGUUAUCAGAGUCUGAAAAGAAAAUCACUGAGGGAAAUGGGAGAGAAGGAGAAGAGUCACCUGGGAGUGUUGGAAUAAAAUUGCAGAAGAAUGGCACCUUAUCUCCACCUUUAUUUGGUCAGCUCUCACUUCAAUACAAAUUGAAAGGUAUGAAGAAAUCAGCUAGAGGAUCAGAGAACUUGACAGCAGCCUUUUUUCAGUUCAGUUCUCUCCCUGCUACUGGAUCAACACGGACAGAAGCCAUCAAACCUGAUCGACAGGAAGUGGAGAAAGAACUCCAAAUUCAUACUGAACAAAAAUCAUAUUGUUGCCCUGAAUGUGGUAAGUCGAUCUCAACGAGAAACCAUCUUCAGACCCACAGAAGAAUUCACACAGGAGAAAAAUCUCAUUGCUGUUCAGAAUGUGGUAAGUUGUUCUCAUGUAUAAGCAUUCUUAAGAGGCAUAGAAGAAUCCACACAGGAGAAAAACCUCAUUGUUGUCCAGAAUGUGGCAAUUCAUUUUCAUGUAUAAGCAUUCUUAAGAGGCAUAGAAGAAUCCACACAGGAGAAAAACCUUAUUGUUGUCCAGAAUGUGGUAAGUCAUUCUCAGUGAAAUGCAAUCUUCAGAAACACAUGAGAAUUCACUUUGGAGAAAAACCCUAUUGCUGUCCAGAAUGUGGAAAACGAUUCUCAUGUCAAACAGUGCUUCGAUGCCACAGAAGGAUCCACACUAAACCAGUCCACCAGAAGCCGUAUACCUGUUCUGAAUGUGGUAAAGGAUACUCGUCCAGAAGAAGCUUUAGGAGACACACACAAAGUCAUAUUGGAGUAAAGCCUGUCCCAGAAAUGUCAAAUGAUCUUUCCAUUGGCUCCUCAACCAAAAAUAUUAAAGAAAAGUCUUCCGAGUGAGUAAAGGACUUCAGUUGAAAGUAGUUAAUAAGUACGUAAGAAUAGUGGAGAAAACACUGAAAGUGGCAAACAGAUCGUAGCUGCAAGGUGACCUCAGAGCAACAUAUGAAUUCUAUGGAAGAAUAAUUUUAAGGUAACAUAGCAUAAAGAGUU